CAAUGGUUGUCGUUUCUUAGCGGUGGGUGUUGAGCAUAUUACGGUGUAGAUCCAUUCUCGGUACCAGGUUUAGUUCUUGAUUUUCACAUCUCCAGGUAGAAGACUAGUUGGGCUUUUCCAUUGAAUUCACAAAGGACUCCAGAUUUCGACGUGAAAAUCGAGAACUCAUCGCUGAAUGUUUGAGCUGCGGUACUUUGUUACUCAACUCACAGUCCCUCAACUGUAAUCGGAAAACGGUUAACCAUGAGGUAACAAGAAGCUAACGGUCAGGUUGUUGUAGUGUUUAUUUGCCUUGUUGACGCUGUGAGGGGUAUUCGGACAAACAACAUCAAGGGUGAGAAAUUUCACUAGAAACGUGGCCAUAUUCUGACGUCCAGUCAGCAGGAACUUGAUUAAUGCAUGUACAGAAGGGUGGAUCUGUUGAAUAGAAUAGAAACCGGGGUCGUUUCUAACGCACCCGGAUCUUGUAAACGGGCGUUGGCAUUACAAACCCAUUUUGGAUAAUUCAUUCUUUCAUUUCGCUACUGGAAUGAGUAAUAUAUAAUUUAUUUCCAAGAUGCGACUCAAAAGAUUACACGGUCGCAUAGGCGAACAGUGGAGAUGGAUGAAACGGCUGAAUCACCACUAUCUCUAUCUCGUUAUUAUGGAAAAGCGUAACUCGAACUCACAACUCGCAAAUUGCUUGUUGUCGUGGAUCAAUCUUCGUUCAACACUUGUAUUCUGUGUUUUAACGUUUAUGAUAUGCAUUGCAAUGUAUGGGACUAUGUCUGCUACAACUCGUCGCCUCUACACAGACACUAUUAAUCGAAAUAUACUACAAAGACAUUUGGCUAAAACAUCUCUUAAACUUAGAACUUGGGAAAAUAAUAUCACCAGACGAGCAGAGCUGAGGACUCGACUUGAUGAGCACAUGAAACACACUAGUUUUGUUUGCACCCAAGAAAAUACUCCAAUUGGUGCACAGUAUUUCGACACUUUUCAUUCGAAAAAAACAAUGGGAAUUGAUGCUGAGAAACAACGUCUACUUCCAAAAGUGUCUCCAUUUUCAAACACCACGUUCAAGACAUGUAGCAUUGUGGGAAACUCAGGUAUUCUCAAUAACAGUAAAUGUGGACGAGAGAUUGACAGUUGGGAUUUCGUUAUGAGGUCAAACUUGCAGCAAAUUCAGCCAUUUGUAGAGGACGCUGGCAAAAAAAUGAAUCUUACGAGCCUGUCACCGAGUCUUAUAGUUUCCAGAUAUAAAUUAUUCGGAAAAGAAUUUGAUGUGACAAACCUGUUGGAAGCCAUGCAAGAAUACGUGGGGUAUAUGCUUUGGAUUCCCAACAGUAAAGGAAAUGCUGUCAUGACUUUUCCUGUAACUCAACUAGUACAAGAAAACACUGAAAUUGAGGUAUUGCUCUUAAAUUCUGAACAUACUGAAAAAUUCCAGGAGUUUUGGCAGUUAUCUAAAAAAACAAUAUCAACAGGAUUGACUUUGGUCAGUAUAGCACUGUCAAUGUGUGAAGAAUUACACCUGUAUGGGUUUUGGCCAUUUCCUCUGACUGCGGACGGACAGUCAGUAGAAAUGCACUAUUCUGGUGACCUGCAAUGGUCUUCCUACUUUAGCCAUCAUGAUUAUCCUUCAGAGUUUGAUCUUUUGACAAAGCUUCACUAUCAAGGUAUUCUUAAGUUACAUGUUGAUAAGUGUUACUGAUUAGUUUAGCAAAUAUUAACUUAUGAUAAUGAACAAAAAAGCUCAUUGGGUUCAAUGUUCCAGGUCUUUGCAAUAGGUAGUUUUUACUGUUUACAAAUUUGUUAUGUGCAUAUUGCCAUGAAAUAUUGAUAUGUAAUAUCAGCUAUUAUGACAAAUGUACUUGCAUGAAAAGCCUCUUUCAGCCUUUGCAUCAUGAUGUGGAAAACUUAUCUUAGCCUUUGCAUCAUGAACUGGAAAACUUAUCUUAGCUUUUUCACCAUGAUGGAGAAAGCCUCUUAGCUUUUUCACCAUGGCAUGGAAAGGCAUUUUUAUAGCCACGACCAGCAUUUCACUUUUGUAGUCUUGCCUCAUGUGUGUAUGCAAGACUGAUAAAAUUAUUGUUUGAGGAGUGUGUGAUAAGUAAAUUUGGGUUUUAUGUAAACUUAAAUGUUGAGAUUUUGUAGCUGCUGUUUUGGUCGUCUGGUAAUAAACUUCAACAUUGAAGUGGUAUUUGAUGAUACCAAAGUGAACUGCCAAUGUUUUCGAUAUAGAAAAUUUGUUCUGGAAACCCCAAGUUACUUUAGUCUGAAGAUAAGAAUAGGAAUAGUUAUAAUACAUGGAGGGUUAAAAUAGUUUAAAUACCAAUGGAUAGCUAUAUUGUCCACUUACAAUGCAUUUUGUAUGCACUAGAAAACUGGUUCUAUGAAAACAGGAGAUGUCUGCACAGUAAGAACUACAUUGUUAUGAAACUGAAGCCCAUUAAGUGAUUCUGAAAAGGUCAUACUUCCUGGUAUUUCAUUGCUGUUGUGUAACAUUAGACUGAAAAAUAGUUGAUUUUACUUUUCAAAUCUUGUGUGUUUUUCUGUGAUUUUUUUUUCAAAUCUUUAAAAAAAUAUAUUCACAGCCAUAAAUGUUGGGUAGGAUUGGAACCAUAAAAUUUGUUUUGUUUGGCUUUAUUUGCAUCUGAUAAUUCAAUAUCCCUGUAAUAGAACUUGUAAAUAUAAGCUAGAUAAUUUGUGAAACUUGCACACAUGACUUGCCUGGGAUGCAUAGUGGUGAAGAUGAGGCUGGUGUAAUGUAAAUAGGAUUCUAUACUCCUGCUUAAUCAGGCUGCGUCUGCAAUUCGUCGUUAUGGUACAGUGUCUUCAGUGCACUGCUAAAGCAUGUAUUUAUAAUGUUCUUUGUGACUAAUAAUGUCAAGGACUGUAAUUGUCUUUAAAUUUUUUCAAUAUCAGUACCGGUAUGUUUACUGGUUUUGAGGUACCGUACCUUUCUUCUUUAUAACAGAUUAUGACAUACCGUCUACCAGUAUGUCAUAAUUACCUGAACUCAGGGCUUGUUUUUUAUCGAAUAGUACUUGUACAUGUGUGGUUAUUUCUGUAAACUGUUUUAUUUUCACCGCAUUUCCAAAUGCCAAUUUUCACUGCUACAAAAUUUCACUGACUCACAAAAACUUGUCUCUGGGAAAAACAAAGUGGUUUACAGUAUAUGGUUUGUGUGAUAGAGUACAAUAAUAUGAGAUGUUGGACAAAUAGUACAAGUUGGUUCAUGUGGUUAGUCAAUCUAAUUUUUUUUACAUUCAUUGAAAGUCUAAAGAAAAUGGCGCACCAUGGUGACCAUCACCUUUUAAAUAAAAGUAUACAGAUUUAUUUUAUUUAAACUAAAGUGACAAUGUUCAUGGACAAAAGAUAAAUUAUCUUGGUGCAAGUGGCAUGUAAAUUGCAAUGAUAUGAAUCUAUAUGAAGUAUGGUAAUGAUUCCCAUUAUCAACACUGAGUGAAACAUAAUCAGUUGCAAAUGUCACUUUGCUUACUUAUUAAUACAUUAAUGAUGGUGUUCCCAUUUAGUUAGAUAAUAUGGUGUGGAUCAUCAAUGUGCUAUUGUCAUGUAAAUAUUUAUAAUCUUUUUUAUGACUUAGCUUUAUUACUAAAUAGAACAUUAGCUGUUUUCAUUUUGAAUGUAAACCAUACAGUUAACAAAAAUAUAACAGUGGUAAACUUGAAGAGAGUAAGUGUUCUACAGUUUUAUUAUGCAUUCAGAUUUAAUGUAAAUUAACAAUAUUGAAAUAGACGAUGCUGUGAUGUGACUAGUACUACUUUAAGUAGGCAUGUAAACCAGUAUCAAGUUGAUGAUUGCUGCCCCGAAUUGACAUAAACUACCUAGAAUUCCUGACACUGGUGAUAUAAAACAAGUUAUUUUCUGUAAUGGUACUCAUUUUUUUGAUUGCUACUUUCUGUGGAGACCCACAUCAAAAGGAAUUUCCUGUUGCUGACAUCUUGUAAUAAUUUCUGUAUAAAUAUGUCUAAAGAUGGUUCUCUAGGGUAAUUGUUUAAUGUCACCGUUGUUCAAUACGAUUUGUUGGCUGAAUUACAAAUGUUGUUUUAUUCAGUAAAAUAGUACUGUCAUUGCAAAGAAAGUUUCAUUGUACUAUUUCAAACACUGAUUUUUUUGUCUUCCAUGUUUUUUUUAUUCUCUGACUGGCUUGAUUUGUACUUAUUUCUUGUAUGCACCAUGUAAACAUUAAUUGAAACAGUUUUUUUUUUUAAAGUAAUUUAAAAAGCCAAUUUUUUAAAUUUGGUAAUUUCUUUGGUUAAAUACAUGUAGUUAUUACUUACCUUGAAUUCAAAACUAAGUGUUCUUUUCAUGUAUACUUAUGCAAAAUGCCAAAAUUAUCAAAUAGAAUCUUUCUAGGACUGUACAAAUGCUUUAACGCUUGACUGGAUUUUUCAGGAAUAUACUAGUUAUAAUAAUAGAAUAGAACAAAAUGUGUUUUUUUUUUUUAACAGCAACUUUCAAUGCAAAUGUUUAAUGUAAUUACAGUGUUCAUCUCUCUCUCUUUCUAUCUAUCUGCCUACCCACCUAAUGCUUGAAGUUUUUUUGUCACUUUUAUAUCAUGUUAAUAUUAUUUAUAAUGCAGAUUUAUUUUUUUCAUGCAAAUUAAUUUAAAAGACUAAUAAUAAUGGAAUGAAAGGGAAUGCCUGAUAACACUGAAUACAUUUCUGAACACAGUUGAUAUUUGUGGGAAUGUUGUGUACAGAAUGAAGCCAUUACCCUGACUUUGCCAUUUAUUAUUAAUUUGUUUGUGUUCUUGAAACAGUGUUUGUUUUAUGCUUGUUUUGUUUAACUACAAUACCAAUCUUUAGUAUAAUAUAAUGUACCCAACAACAACAAAAUUACUUAUUUUUGGUCAUUAUCUGUUUGCCUGGCAAACAACACGCGCUCUUUCCUUUUCUGCGAAUAAUUAAUAAACUGAAAAAACAUGACCAGAAACAAGUUUUUUUUUUUUUUUGGAGGGUAUAUGAUAGUACGUGAAGGCUAUAAUAUUGAAUAAUGAAGUCAUCUAUAAUGGUCUAAAGCGUUAAUGCUGUGGUCCCGUCAUUGACUGAUAUUCAAAUACUAUUACAGCCUGAACUACUAACACAGUCAGUAUGCUACAAUACUUUUGACAAAAUGAAUCAUCUUCAAUGUUAUUCACAUAUGUCUAGUCAUCACAGUGCAACUGUAGAUUCAAUAAAUGUAGUUUUUAA
Molecule: messenger RNA, 5198 nt
Organism: Saccoglossus kowalevskii
Lineage: Eukaryota; Metazoa; Hemichordata; Enteropneusta; Harrimaniidae
Product: CMP-N-acetylneuraminate-poly-alpha-2,8-sialyltransferase-like
Biological process (GO): oligosaccharide metabolic process; N-glycan processing
Molecular function (GO): alpha-N-acetylneuraminate alpha-2,8-sialyltransferase activity
Source: RefSeq, a predicted model, not a curated record